This is a messenger RNA of Tetrahymena thermophila SB210, 3245 nucleotides long. Its product is annotated as Serine/Threonine kinase domain protein. Gene Ontology annotation, biological process: protein phosphorylation; mitotic DNA damage checkpoint signaling. The record is from RefSeq and is a predicted model, not a curated record. Gene Ontology annotation, cellular component: nucleus. The annotation marks the transcript as partial. Gene Ontology annotation, molecular function: protein binding; protein serine/threonine kinase activity; ATP binding. The transcript has 24 exons. NCBI's taxonomy places the organism in Eukaryota, Ciliophora, Oligohymenophorea, Hymenostomatida, Tetrahymenidae.
AUGUCAAAUCCUAAGUCAAUUAGAUAAGAAGUUGAGAAACAAAUCAAAAAUUGUACCAUCAAGAAGCAUGAUGUCAAGAAGUUCUUCAAGUUAAUGAAAAAAUAGUAAAAGCACUAUCAGAUUUUACAGUUUGCAGGAAAUGGAUCAUUUGCAAUUGUUUUAAAGGCUAUCAACAAAAUUACUGGCUAAACAGUGGCUCUUAAAGUCGUAGAAUGCGAUGAAAGCGACUUCAAAGGAAUGGAAGUUAUUCAAAACGAGUACAAAAUGCUGGAGGUAUUCAGCGGUUGUAAGUACAUUAUCAAAGUAUUCAACAGUUUCUACCUUACUGAAAGCAAUGAUUCUGAUUCUGAUGAAGAUGAUGAUUAAAUUCCAGUAGGCUAAAAUAACAAUUAAUCAAACUUAAUCAGGGUAUUCUAUGUUAUGGAAUAGGAAUUAUGUCAAACUACUCUAUCGUCAUUCAUUGAUACGUGUAAACAAAAAAAUAGCUAUCCAAGCUAAUAAAUGAAAGAAAUAAUGACAAUCUAAAUCUUAGAUUCAGUAGCUUUUUUGCACAGGUUUGAUGUUGUGCAUAGAGAUAUAAAGCCAUCAAACUUUUUGCUUAACUUUGAUCAAAACGGCAAUCCAACUCUUAAGCUAUGUGAUCUAGCUUUUGCAUCCGCUCUUAAGAAUAACGAAACAAGACUUUCAAUUUCGACUUUUAAAGGAUCUUAAGCUUAUACUGCUCCAGAGGUUUAUUACAAUGUAUACAAAAAACUGUCUGAUAUAUUUUCUGUCGGAAUUGUUUUGCUAGAACUUGAUAACAUAGCAACAUUUGAUGUCAGUAAAACAGUCAUUGAGCAAAAGUUUGAAACAAAAAAUGGAUAAAUCUUCUAAAAUUUCAGCAUAGAUAGAUAAUCCAAAAUCUAUUAGAUAGCCAUGCAAUGCCUUAAAUAUGAAGUGGACCAGCGUAAACCUGCAGUUGAGCUUCUAAUUCAAUUCAUUGUUUAGAACUAAUAGCACUUGAAUGUAGAUGUUUUUACAUUAUUAAAUAAGUCUCAAUUAAAGCAGAAAGCUGAAUAGUUUAAUUAAAUUUAAAUGAGCAUAAUACAGGACAAGAAAAAAAAUGAAAGUGAGAUCUUAAAGUUAUCUUAGGUUUAUCAUAAAGAUUUACACUUAGAAAAGCUUAUAAAAAAAUAUUAAUAAUUGGAAAGAAAGCCCUUCGAAACUUAUGAAUAUUAAAUCAUUCUUAAUGAUUUGCAAAAAAUGACUAAAUUUGAUCCUAACUUCGAAUUCAUUUCAGUUGGAGCAACUGGAUUAGUUCUCGGGGUAUUCAACAAAGCUUAAAAUAGGUACUCAGCUCUUAAGAUAUAAAGAGCUAAAAAGCAUGAAGUAGUCCGCGAAGUUGGUAUCAUGAAAGACUGUUAAAUGCCUCUAGUCAUUAAAUUUUAUGACUAUUUUUACUUAAAUGUGAAUAAUAAAGAAGAUUUUGUGGUAUAUGAGAUAGAGAAGUGUUCAGGCAACUUAAAACAAUUCCUAAAUAAUUUAAAGAAACAAAAUAAAGAACUAGAUGAAAAUCAAAAAAUAAAAAUAGCUAUCUAAAUCAUGGAUGUCAUUAAUUAUCUUCAUAUUCAUGAUAUCGUUCAUAGAGAUAUCAAAUUAGAAAACUUACUUUAUGUAGAGUAAGAUCCUGAAAUUCCAGCAAUUAAAUUAGCUGACUUUGAUUAAGCUAGAAAAAUGCCUUAUGAUUGGUCGUAUAUUGAUGGAUAAAAUGUUAAAUAAUACUAUCCUAUUGAAGGAGCUUGCGGAACUAUUGGAUACUGCCCACCAGAAUUAGUCAAAGAUUUCUUAUACAGUUUUAAUAGUGACAUUUUCUAAGUUGGAGUUUGUCUUGCACUUAUAGACAAUUUUGAAACUUUAGAACCAGUACUUGUUAACAAAAGUCUAGAUUAUUUGAACAACUUUUCAAUCCCUUUUGAAGUAAAACAACAUAAUGAAUAAGAAGUUGUUAAAAGGAAUACUAAAAUUUAUGAUAUACUGCUUUAAACUAUUGUUUUCAAACAACAUAAAAGGUCCAAUUUAUCUCUUAUUCUAGAUGGUUUUUCUAAAAAAGGGUACCAAUACCAUUCAAAAGUUAAUGCAAAGUCAAAUUAAAUUAUAUCAUCCAUCUGUUAAAGGGUUCUUUCUUUAAAUUAUUCCAAAAAAUAUUUAAGUUCAGAUGGGGUGAAAGCAGUUGCUUCCGAAAUAGCUAAAUGUACUAAUCUCUCUACUUUAAGCCUCGAUCUCAGUAACAACAACAUAGGUUCAGAUGGGGCGAAAGCAGUUGCUUCCGAAAUAGCUAAAUUUACUAAUCUCUCCACUUUAACCCUUUGGCUUGGUAACAACAACAUAGGUUCAGAUGGGGCGAAAGCAGUUGCUUCCGAAAUAGCUAAAUGUACUAAUCUCUCUACUUUAAGCCUCAAUCUCAGUAACAACAACAUAGGUUCAGAUGGGGCGAAAGCAGUUGCUUCCGAAAUAGCUAAAUGUACUAAUCUCUCCACUUUAACCCUUGACCUUGGCUCUAACAACAUAGGUUAUGGGGCGAAAGCAGUUGCUUCCGAAAUAGCUAAAUGUACUAAUCUCUCCACUUUAACCCUUUGGCUUGGCUCUAACAACGUAGGUUCAGAUGGGGCGAAAGCAGUUGCUUCCGAAAUAGCUAAAUGUACUAAUCUCUUCACUUUAAGCCUCGAUUUCGAUAACAACAACAUAGGUUCAGAUGGGGCGAAAGCAGUUGCUUCCGAAAUAGCUAAAUGUACUAAUCUCUCCACUUUAACCCUUGACCUUGGCUCUAACAACAUAGGUUAUGGGGCGAAAGCAGUUGCUUCCGAAAUAGCUAAAUGUACUAAUCUCUCCACUUUAACCCUUUGGCUUGGGUCUAACAACAUAGGUUAUGGGGCGAAAGCAGUUGCUUCCGAAAUAGCUAAAUGUACUAAUCUCUCCACUUUAAGCCUUUCGCUUAGUAACAACAACAUAGGUUCAGAUGGGGCGAAAGCAGUUGCUUCCGAAAUAGCUAAAUGUACUAAUAUCUCUACUUUAAGCCUCAAUCUCAGGUGGAAUAGUAUAGGUUCAGAUGGGGCGAUAGCAGUUGCUUCCGAAAUAGCUAAAUGUACUAAUCUCUCCACUUUAAGCCUCUACCUCAACUCUAACAACAUAGGUUCAGAUGGGGCGAAAGCAGUUGCUUCCGAAAUAGCUAAAUGUACUAAUCUCUCCACUUUAAGCCUUUGGCUCUA